Messenger RNA from Urocitellus parryii (Arctic ground squirrel), 360 nucleotides. Its product is annotated as translation machinery-associated protein 7. Lineage: Eukaryota; Metazoa; Chordata; Mammalia; Rodentia; Sciuridae. The record is from RefSeq and is a predicted model, not a curated record.
AUGAGAACAUGUUGCUGGUCCAGCCGGGAAGGUGGCAAGAAGAAGCCCCUGAAACAACCUAAGAAGCAGGCCAAGGAGAUGGAUGAGGAAGAUAAGGCUUUCAAACAGAAACAAAAAGAGGAGCAGAAGAAACUUGAGGAGCUAAAAGCGAAGGCCGCGGGGAAGGGUCCCCUGGCCACAGGUGGAAUUAAGAAAUCUGGCAAAAAGUAAGCCRAUUCUUGUGCCUGAAAUGAUGGUGACCAUUGAUUCCAUUCCUAUUUAAACAUCUGGAUCCCCGCUGUAACAUCUUUUGCCACCUAUAGCUAGAAUGAAGUGUUAUGUUGGAGUCUGUUGUAAAUUUAAUAAACUUUUGUAAAAUAA